Iphiclides podalirius (scarce swallowtail) is the source of this 567-nucleotide messenger RNA. Lineage: Eukaryota; Metazoa; Arthropoda; Insecta; Lepidoptera; Papilionidae. The record is from the annotation of a GenBank genome assembly.
AUGAUAACGAUGUUCAACGGCAGAAAGUAUUACCUGUACAAAGGGUACACUUACUGCCUUGGUUCCAAAUCCAGUCUGGGGUGCCGUUGGCGCUGCACGAAGGCCCAGUGCAGAGCCAUUAUCAUUUUGGAUGAGGAAGGCAAACUCUUCCUGGAGAACGGGGAGCACAGACACAAUCCGAACAAAUACCACAGAGUACUACAUGUUCAAAGGAUACACAUACUGCUUCGGGUUCCAAUCCCGUUUGGGGUGCCGCUGGCGCUGCACGAACAAGUCCCUGUGCAAAGCCUACAUCAUGCUGGACAAAGAUGGAAAGCUCCUUGUGAAGAAUUGAAGAUGAUAACGCUGGUGAACGGGAAGAGAUACUACUUGUAUAAAGGAUAUACUUACUGCGUCGGGUCCAAAUCCUCUUCAAAUUCAUGCUGUCGUUGGCGCUGCACGAACACAUCCGAUUGCUAUGCUUCCAUCAUCCUGGACAGCGACGGCAACCUACUCUUGGCGAAGGGGGAGCACACCCACAAAUCCCACAAGUACCACGUUAUGGCCAACGGCCGAUACGUGCGUAUC